This is a messenger RNA of Leptomonas pyrrhocoris, 2011 nucleotides long. RefSeq lists its product as hypothetical. NCBI's taxonomy places the organism in Eukaryota, Euglenozoa, Kinetoplastea, Trypanosomatida, Trypanosomatidae. The record is from RefSeq and is a predicted model, not a curated record. The coding region runs from base 305 to 2011 and encodes 568 amino acids. The transcript has a single exon.
AGCCGUCGUAAGUAUUUCUGCAAGCCGCGACUGCGAAGUGCACCUGCAUUUCUUUACCAUCUCAGCCGCCGUCUUUAGAAAAAAGGGAGAGACACUGGGGGACGAACGAAGAUACGAAGCGGGAGCGCUCCCGUCAGAAUUCCCGCAUAACAACGACCACCCAAGGAAGAAGAAGUUUUCUUGUGAGAGGUGCAUUGGAUCUCUCUGUACUCAGCAACCUCUCUCCACACACACACACAGACACAGCUCCUCGUUCAACACCAUACGUCCUUUUAUUAUUAUUAUUAUUCUUGCACGGUUCGUAAUGACCUCGGUUGACGCCUCCAGGGACGCUCCUGUGAGCGUUUCGCCUGCCUCCGCCAAUCGCGCCACCGCCACCACCACAGCAACAACAGCCAGCAGUAGAGCUGCCGCUCCACUCGCGACCCGGCCCUCGCAGCAGCAGCUCCCGCGUUCGUCUGCCUCCUCGUCUCCGUCCUCUGCAAGGCACCCCGACGUACUCGCCGGCUACUCCAGCCUGCCCAAGUCAGUAGUGAGUGAUGACGUGGACAUGGGCGAUGUCGUGCCGCGUGGACGCGCCGACAGGUCCAGCCACCACAGCAGUGCCGCAGCCCUGUCGGCGAACUCUGCUGAACGGCUGCGUGGCGACGAUGACGAUAAUGGUGCUGUGGUGGUGGCCGCAGAGGCAUCGACAGCAUCCCCCCGCCCCCUCCAGACAUCCGCUACACACGAUAGAAGGGCGUCACCGCUGGCACGCGGGGAGGGCAGCUGGGUGCGAUCGCAGCGAUCCGCGACGGCAGCCUCGACGACCACCACCACAACAGCAACAAGUGCGCGUGCAACUGCAGCGGCACCGGCGGCCCAACAACCACCUCCUCCGUCUUCGCCUCCGCUUAGCGAGCAGCAACGGCGACGACAGCACCAGCAGCAGCAGCAGCGUCCAACUCUGGGCGUAUCUCCUUCAUCCCCCUCCGCUGCCGCUGCCGCUGCUCCCUCGCCUUCCUCGUCGCCGCAGCACCAGCCGUAUCACAGUGCGACAGAUGUGGUCCGUGUGCGAGCCGCGCUGGCAGAUGCCGGCUAUCCCAACCCGUCCUGGCAGGACAUCGAGCGAGUGUUUGCGCAGAUGGCGGAGACGAGGCACGACAACGUCGGUCAGCCGUCGGACGGGCGUAGCCGGCAAGGUGCAACGGUCGAUGAUCUUGGGUACAGUUACCCGACAAGAGUGCCGCCGUCGAACGAGAAGAACAGCAGCAGCCUCCUGCCCUACGUGGAGCCCGCCCUCCGUCUGGAGCGCUACAUCCAGCUGCGCGAGCGCGAGUUGGAGAACAUGUUUCUGCACCCCACCGCAGCAGCGGCGGUCACCAUCCCACCAAGCCCCGCGCCGCGAGGGGAGGACCACGCGCGUGGACACGCCCCAGCUGCGCGGCCGGCGGGCCACACCGCUCCGUCCCGUCCCCACAGCACGGUCGCCACCAUGGCCGCGAAGCACCGGCGCGCGGCGAACAUCGUGUUCAACAUCACGGGAGAUCAGCGCUUCCGCUUUUUCUCGUGCACGCGCACCCCGCAAGGCUCCGGCGCGCUCGUGUGCUCGUCUCCACGCACGACGAGGGCCGUCCACGCAGCAGCAGCCGCAAGUGGGCAGGAUCGAACUCGCUCGGGCACCGCGCUGCCUUCGCCUUCCUUCACCCCCGUCCACCGCUCGCCUGUUCACAACUUCUACAACCCAGAGCGCGGCGGCGGCGGUGGUGGCCACCACCACCACCAGCACGGUUCUGCCUCCUCUUAUUUGAAUCCGAACUCUGGUCCGUCGGUGCUGUCGAGCAACAGCGUUGCCUACCUCGACCCGCAAGGUUGCACGCUGCGGCGCAAGGCUGACCCGGUGAAGCGCGGGCAGCAAAUGCGGUUGCUGUGGGAGAAGGAUAACUUUUUAUCGCAGCGCCGUCGCCCGCAGGAGGCGUGGCGGACACGGCAGAUUACGAUGGCCUAUGGACAAGAAGCCACGGGUGAGUAA